Molecule: messenger RNA, 1392 nt
Organism: Heterostelium album PN500
Lineage: Eukaryota; Evosea; Eumycetozoa; Acytosteliales; Acytosteliaceae
Exons: 1
Coding region: 1-1392 (463 amino acids)
Source: RefSeq, a predicted model, not a curated record
AUGAAAAAGAAUGAUUUAGCUGAAGUUCUGAAAAAGUAUCAAUUAAAAGUACAUUCUAGUUUGAAAAAGAAUGAUAUGAUCGAUACAAUAUUGAAAUAUCAAGAAAUCAAGUCAAAGUUGGUCACUGAUAAUUCAAUGGAAAAAUAUCAUCGUGGAACAGUUUCAUAUGCAUUGCCAACAUUGAUCAUCUACAGAAUCAUCAAAAUUCGAUGGGAUCGAGACACUGUGAACUUUUUGGAGAAUCAUUACUUGAGGAAAAACUAUCAAUGGCUACUUUCACUCUCUUUGAUUUCAAAAGAGUUUUUCAAACUUAUCAGUUCUCUAUUCAGUAGGAUACGUUAUAGUAUCUCUGACAACUAUAAACGUUAUUCUUUUCCCGAAAACCAAGCCAAGCACAGUGUGAUCUCACCUCACUCUGUACUAAAGACAAUUAAUCAUCUCUCAAUGGAAUUGUCGAUUUUUCGAGAUAUCAUUUACAAAUAUGAAUGUAAUUCAGUGGAAUUAUCAUUGAUCUUUAGAAAUCUGCGGAAAUUAGAGUUGUUCAAUAGCAAUAAGGCUCCUUUACACAAAAUGGACUGUAAAACAAUUGCACGAUAUAUGGUCAAUCUCGAAUCGCUCUAUCUUUAUUCAAUUUUUAUUUAUAGCGUCAAGAUGAUGAAAGUUUUUAAGCAAAUGAAUAGUUUGACUUCACUCGACUUUUCACAUUCUUAUUUCUGUGGGUUUGCACUCAACUCCAAUCUUAUUCAAGCUUCCAUUCGAAAACUGAAGCUACCUCAUUACCGUUUUGUAUUGAAUUCCAAAAAUUUUUCAUUCGACCAAUUUACUUCGAUUGGUUUUGGAUCGCUAGACCGUGUCAUGCUUGCUUCAAUUAUUGGUCAGUUCAACAACAUCACCAAACUAUCAUUUGAAUGUCCAGUUAAAAGCGAUAACGAAACAGCUGAAAUCUAUGAGAGAUUGUUGUCUUCCAAAGACUGUAAGAUUCGACACUUGACCGUUAUCAAACCAAAUAAAUGGAUAGAGAAAGCACUCUCUAUGAACCAAUCGAUUGAAACCCUCGACCUGCAUGAAGCAUUCUCACAAACCUAUUAUAUCUCUAAAUCUUCUUCGACCAUCAAGAAAUUUCUCUUUACCACAGUGGUAAAUUCCCUUCCUAACAUUCUCUGUGAUUCUAAGAAUCAGCAUACUGGUUAUAUAUUAGUCAAAUCCAAACGUUUAGUGAUAAAGGAGGGUUCGAGAAGCUAUGCCAAGAAAUUCUACAAUAUAGACGAGUUGGGCAAUGAGAGAGCAUUGUCUUUCGAGUCUCAUUAUCCAAAUCUUAGAUUUUUAUAUUGUCCUGCAAUACAUCAUUUAACUUAUAUAAUAAUUAAUAUAGAUAUUUCAAAUCAAAAAUAG